Messenger RNA from Nezara viridula (southern green stink bug), 1125 nucleotides. NCBI's taxonomy places the organism in Eukaryota, Metazoa, Arthropoda, Insecta, Hemiptera, Pentatomidae. The record is from the annotation of a GenBank genome assembly.
AUGCAUAUUCAUAAGCCUGCCCAGUGUAUGCCGUUACUCUCGGACAUCAUCGCUAAUCGAGCUCAUCCAGACAGAUCUAUUGACAUUGCUGGCAAGCAUACAAUCAUCGUGUUCCAGGAAACGCGAGCGGUCGGGCUCGACAUGACUCCAACUAAUAACACGGCGAACUCUCGCAUAAAAUGGGGUCUGAAACGUCUGAUAAGCCAAUCCAGCUUCCAGAGGUUCAAGAACUCUUCGUUAGCUUCGAGGAGGUACUGGGGCCAGUUCUGCAGGAGUACCUCUAUCCACGGGAUGCGGUACCUGGCUGAGCCUAACAGGUCUUGGAUAGAGAGGUUUUGGUGGAUAUCCGUGGUGUUUCUGGGUUUCUUCACUGCUGCUUAUUACGUUUCCAGACAGUUCGUAAAGUGGUCACAGACGGCCAUCGAGGUGGACAGCUAUCAGGAACAUGAGGAUUUGUUGAAGAUACCUUUUCCUGCGUUCACCAUUUGUGACAACAGGAAGAUCAUUUACACAAAUGAUACUACGGACAAUUUAUUAACCAGCCAUGGCCAUCAUGGCAGAUCGUCCGACUGGAACAUAGAAACUGGUUAUGUUACAAAAGCCCCUAUGUUUGAUGAUAAUGCUUCAGAAGCCGUCAAGACAGGACCAUUCCCCAAGAGGGCUAAGAACGCUGUGAUGUUGAGUAUCUUUCAUGAGAUAGACACGUUGCCAGGUUAUUGUGCCGGAAAGUCUGAUGGUUUCAAAGAAGAUAAAGGAACAGUUGACAAAUAUAUUGAUAUUCCAGCUUAUGCAUGGGACCACGAUGAGACGAAUACAUCAAAGAUAUGUACAGGAGAUUAUGCUAUGAGGUGUAUCCACCACGCUUUUGAUUUAUGGGAUAAGAACAAACACGAGUGCCGAUGCUUUCCGACAUGCACCGCCUUGGAAUACGACUCAAAGACGUGGUACAACGUCAGGCCUAUAGAGAACGAAAGAGCGAGCCAGGGGAUGAACAAGACCGUCAUUGUUGUGUACUCAACGGACGCUGAUUAUAUUAAGAGCGAGAGGAGAGCGACCUACAGCCUUGUGGACUUUAUAGUUCGGGAUACUGACGAACCUCAAGAAAAACGAUGGAACGAAUUUUAA